Hyaena hyaena (striped hyena) is the source of this 2482-nucleotide messenger RNA. RefSeq names its product myotubularin related protein 1 (gene MTMR1). Gene Ontology annotation, biological process: phosphatidylinositol dephosphorylation. The coding region runs from base 137 to 2164 and encodes 675 amino acids. The record is from RefSeq and is a predicted model, not a curated record. The transcript has 16 exons. Gene Ontology annotation, molecular function: phosphatidylinositol-3,5-bisphosphate 3-phosphatase activity. Lineage: Eukaryota; Metazoa; Chordata; Mammalia; Carnivora; Hyaenidae.
GCCGCCAGGUGACAGCUAAUGGCGGCGGCCGCCUGAGCCGGCGGGCGGCGCGGCGCGGCACGGCACGGCGGCGGGCCCUUCCGGGCGCCGCUCCCAACUCGCUGCGGCUUCCCCGCGGCGACGGGCCCGGCGCACCAUGGACAGGCCGGCGACGGCGGCAGCCGCGGCAGCGGCGGGCAGCGAGGGCGGCGGGGGCCCGGGCCCGGUGCCGGCGGGCGGCAGGAGGCCUCCUCGGAGCUCAGGGGCCUCUGCCGCCGGCUCCCGACAGCCCAGCAUGGAGACCCUGGACAGUCCUACAGGAUCACAUGUUGAAUGGUGUAAACAGCUUAUAGCUGCUACAAUUUCUAGUCAGAUUUCAGGUUCAGUGACAUCAGAAAAUGUAUCCAGAGACUACAAGGUUUUCAGGAGGCCUGAUAUAAGGGCGCUAAGAGAUGGAAAUAAACUGGCCCAGAUGGAAGAAGCGCCACUUUUUCCAGGAGAAUCAAUCAAGGCCACUGUGAAAGACGUCAUGUACAUUUGUCCAUUUGUGGGAGCAGUGACUGGAACCCUAACAGUGACGGACUUUAAGAUGUACUUCAAAAGUGUCGAGAGGGAGCCGAAUUUUGUUCUUGAUGUUCCCCUUGGUGUGAUCAGCAGAGUUGAGAAGAUUGGAGCGCAGAGCCACGGGGACAAUUCCUGUGGUAUAGAGAUCGUGUGCAAGGAUAUGAGGAACUUGCGACUUGCUUAUAAACAGGAAGAACAGAGUAAACUUGGGAUAUUUGAGAACCUCAACAAAUACGCGUUUCCUCUUUCCAAUGGGCAGACUCUCUUUGCAUUCAACUACAAAGAAAAAUUUCCAAUAAACGGAUGGAAGGUUUAUGAUCCAGUAUCUGAAUAUAAGAGACAGGGCUUGCCAAAUGAGAGCUGGAAAAUAUCCAAAGUGAACAGUACCUAUGAGCUCUGUGACACCUACCCUGCUGUCAUUGUCGUGCCAACUAGUGUAAAAGAUGAUGACCUUUCAAAAGUGGCAGCCUUUCGAGCAAAAGGCAGAGUCCCCGUGUUAUCAUGGAUUCAUCCAGAAAGUCAGGCAACGAUUACCCGUUGCAGCCAGCCACUUGUGGGUCCCAAUGAUAAACGCUGCAAAGAAGAUGAAAAAUACUUGCAAACAAUAAUGGAUGCUAACGCACAGUCUCACAAACUUAUCAUCUUCGAUGCCCGACAAAACAGUGUCGCUGAUACCAACAAGGCUAAGAGUGGGGGGUACGAAAGUGAAAGUGCUUACCCCAACGCGGAGCUUGUAUUCUUGGAUAUCCACAACAUUCAUGUGAUGAGAGAGUCCCUGCGUAAACUGAAAGAGAUCGUGUACCCCUCGAUCGAUGAGGCACGGUGGCUCUCCAAUGUGGAUGGGACACACUGGCUGGAGUAUAUAAGGAUGCUUCUUGCUGGGGCAGUAAGGAUUGCUGAUAAGAUAGAGUCUGGGAAAACUUCGGUGGUGGUGCAUUGCAGCGACGGCUGGGACCGAACAGCUCAGCUGACCUCUCUGGCAAUGCUCAUGUUGGACAGUUAUUACCGCACCAUUAAAGGCUUCGAGGCUCUUGUAGAAAAGGAGUGGAUAAGCUUCGGACAUAGGUUUGCACUGAGAGUGGGCCAUGGCAAUGACAACCAUGCGGAUGCUGACCGGUCCCCUAUAUUUCUUCAGUUUAUUGAUUGUGUUUGGCAAAUGACAAGACAGUUUCCUUCAGCAUUCGAGUUCAAUGAACUGUUCUUGAUCACGAUUUUGGAUCACCUCUACAGCUGUCUCUUUGGGACCUUUUUGUGCAACUGUGAACAGCAGCGACUCAAAGAGGAUGUGUAUACGAAGACUAUAUCCUUAUGGUCAUAUGUCAAUAGCCAGCUUGAAGAAUUUUCUAAUCCUUUCUUUGUGAAUUAUGAAAACCAUGUCUUAUAUCCCGUUGCUAGUCUGAGUCAUCUGGAACUAUGGGUAAACUAUUAUGUGCGAUGGAACCCACGAAUGAGACCUCAGAUGCCCAUUCACCAGAAUCUCAAGGAGCUGCUGGCCGUCAAGGCGGAGCUGCAGAAGCGGGUGGAGGACCUGCAGCGGGAGGUGGCCACGCGGGCCUCGUCCUCGUCCGAGCGGGGUUCUUCGCCUUCCCACCCCGUCACCCCUGUCCAUACCUCCGUCUGACGGCUUCCGGAGGGCGGCGCUUUGGGCCACUCUAGUCUGCGCGGAUGUCCUGCUGGGCGGCUCAGGCAGGGGACUGCAGCUUGUGAUCCGGUCUUCUAGGCUUGGGCCCGCCGUCCUCCACGUCCGGAAGGCACUUCCAACCAGUGACCUGUGUGUGGCUAGGUGACCGCUCCCACUGUCAUCAAGUGCUUUUUGUUUCGUGACCUGUGCCCCUCUCACCACUGGUUUCUGGCGGUGGCCACCUGUUGCACCAACCCUGUGAACCGCCCGCCAGGUCCCGGCAGCUCAGGAGGGAGGAGGUGACCGGUGCUGGGGGGG